UGUUUUUUGAGAUAAAAAAUGGCAGAACAAAGACAAGAGAGACUUUUCAAGAAUGAUGAGGUACUGACAAUGCUGCAGGAUGAUGCCGGGAGCCUGGUUUGUCCUCAGGAUUCAUCAUCAGAUGAUGAAGAUCUCCUGCAUCCCACACAAGACAGCGAUGACUCGGAUUACUCUCCUUCAUCAUCAGAAAGUGAUGAGGAUUACGAGACACCCUCUGCCAGUGUCUCAGGACCUUCAAGGGCCCCACAGCCAAGAGGCCGAAGAACGGCUCUAGGACUUUUACAACCCCAGGUGUUCACACCUCAGCCAGGCCCAGCAGCACCUCCCCCCAUCACUAAGCGGAAGAGAGGAUGCUCUUCUCUAAGAACUUCUACUCCACCUACCAAGCAUGGAAAAAGUAGGUUGGCAUCUACGGAGAGUGAGGAGGACAGGUGGCAUGACAAAGAAGAGGAGGACAACAAGCCUGACCCUCCCAGAUUCAUGCCAGCCAGGAUCCCAGGCCCCACGUUUGACACCUCUGCAGCAUGGUCUCCCAUCAGUCUAUUCCAGCUCUUCUUUUCAGCAUCUGUUGUCCGAAAAAUCAUUGACAACACAAAUGCCAAUGCUGCUAAAAGAAAGGAAGCUGGGUUGAAGUUCAAGUGGGAAGCGCUCACAAUGAAGGAUUUUUACAUUUUCCUAGCCAUUCUCAUUUUCACUAGCCUUGUGACAGUGCACCACGGGUCUGAUUACUGGAGGAAGAAAUGGCCAUACAACUUCUCCUUCCCCAGUGACCACAUGAAACGGGAUCGCUUUGAGGCCAUUUUGUGGUCUCUUCACCUCAGCGACCCAAAAGAGGCUGAGGAAAAUGACAAAAAAAAGAACACUGCUGAGUAUGACAGACUUUUCAAGCUAAAGCCCCUCUACACACAGAUGGUGAACGCCUGCAAAGCACAUUUCCAGCCAUAUCAGAAUCUGUCCAUUGAUGAGCAGAUGAUUGCAACCAAAGCCCGCAUGAGCAUGAAGCAGUACACCAAAGACAAGCCCACAAAAAGAGGUUAUAAACUGUUUGUGCUGGCUGAUUCAUCAAUAGGCUACACCUGGAAUUUUUUUAUCUAUGCAGGCAAAAAUGAGUCCCCCACAGCCCACAGUGUGAGUUACUCAGCAGUGAUGAACCUUUUGCCAUUUCCUCUCCUCGGUGGUGGCUACAUAUUAUACACAAACAAUUUUUAUACAAGCCCUGCUCUCUUUACCGAGCUGUCCCGUAAGAACAUUAGGUGUUGUGGGACCAUUCGGAAAAAUCAUAUUAGCGUCCCACAAACCCAGACCAACGAACUGCCCAAAAAGACUGAGAGGGGGGACAUGCGCUGGAUCAGGAGUGGCAACCUCCUCUUCGUAAAGUGGAUGGACACGCGAGAGGUCACAAUGUGCUCCACAGUGCAUCAGGCCUACAGUGGACAGACAGUGAAGAGAAAGGUGAAGGAGGCUGGGGUGUGGGAAAACAAGUCCAUACCAGCUCCAGACAGCAUUGUGGACUACAAUAAAAACAUGGGUGGUGUUGAUUUGUCCGGUGCACUGAUCACAUUGUACAGUGUCCGCCACAAGACCAUGAAGUGGUACAAGACUUUGUUUUACCACUUUGUGGACAUUGCUGCAGUGAACAGUUACCUUCUACACAAGGAGCUGUCCAAGAUGAGGCAGGACCCCACCCGGACAAAGUCUUUCACACAGAAGACCUUCAUGGAGCAGUUGGCCAAGGAGAUGCUUGAGUUUGCUGGCUCAGCAGCUACCUCACCCCGACCCACUCCCUCCACCACUUGCAUGCCCAUGUUCCUCAACAAACAGGAAACAAGGGCCAGGAAGUAUUGCAAGAGGUGCUACAAUGCUGGAACACCAAGGGUGAAGACAGCCGUGUACUGCAGGAGGUGUGAGGUUCCACUCUGCCUCAACUCAAAAAAGAACUGUUUCCAGUUGUGGCACGAUGGACAGUAACUUUGCAAUUCAUGUGUG
Messenger RNA from Sphaeramia orbicularis (orbiculate cardinalfish), 1986 nucleotides. RefSeq names its product piggyBac transposable element-derived protein 4-like. The record is from RefSeq and is a predicted model, not a curated record. The coding region runs from base 19 to 1968 and encodes 649 amino acids. NCBI's taxonomy places the organism in Eukaryota, Metazoa, Chordata, Actinopteri, Kurtiformes, Apogonidae. The transcript has 2 exons.